AUUAACCCCGAACGACGGCUAUAAGAAGAGCCCCCUAUCAGCUCCGUAACCCAAAAGUGUACAGCUGACAGAUCCUGAUUGCUUCAAGUGGUCUCUCUUUGGUUUUUCCAAUGAUUCUUCCAGCCUGUCUCUUCCAAUGACACCAUCCCCCUUCGAAUGUCCCUUCCCCGGCUGUGGCCUUAGCUACCGACGCAAAGAACACUUGACCCGCCAUGCAAAACUCCACUCUAAAUCUCAAUCGUUCGAAUGUCCCUUUUGUGACCGAUCCUUUGCUCGAAGCGACACUCUAAGACAUCAUGUUCGCUCUUAUCAUCCAGAUAAAGAGUUGACAUCAUCCAGGGCAACGCGGGCCUGUAAUUAUUGUCGCGCGCGGAGGUCGAAAUGUAAUGGAAAUGAUCCAUGUAAUAGGUGUGUUCGACUGGGGAAGAAGUGCUCUUAUUCAGAACGGUCGCAACGGGAAUUGCUAUUGUCAAGGACGAAUUCGAAUUCGAUUGCUCGAUCGGAAGGGCUUGAAUCGAGUCCGUGCAGAGUUGCACCCUAUGUCCAAGCUUAUUUUGAUAAAUUUCAUUCGGAAUGGCCUUUUUUGCAUCCAGCAACGUUCGAUCAUACUCGAGAACCGGCUUUUCUGCUUCAAUCGGUUACGAUGAUGGGGAUGUGGGUGACCAGGGAGAAAAGUGCGCAGGAGAGGGCGAAGGAAUUGCAUAAGAAGUUGAUUUCCUGCAUAUAUGAGCAGAGGGAUAAUUGGGCUGUAUCAGAGGAUUAUGGGACAGCUGGGAAAAGUCCGCACAUCCGCGUCUCUGAUUCUCCUGCUUGGCCUUUAGCAACAUAUCAAGGGAUCCUGCUACAAAUGAUUUUCUCCCUCCUCCAAAAUCAAGAACCUUCCAAUCUGGACUUGGCUUCAAACUUGCCCGAAUUACCUUCUCAACUCCUUCGCGCUCUCGUUCGCAGCUGUUGCAAACGAAAUAUCCUGUUCUACCCCUCAAUACUCUCCCAAUUCAACAAUAGAGAAAACCCCGAAGUAUUUGUCUGGCUUGGUAUCGAGGAAGUAAAACGUUUUGCCUUAUCCUUGUAUCGAAUAUGCCAGCGAGUUCGACUCCAUGAUCCCAGGGAGCUGGACGAGGUACCUGAUUACAGCAGCUGGGCGCUAUCAUGUCGGUCUGGGAGACAUCUGCUGUCUCUGGCUGACUUGCAAUUUGCUUUGCCUGAUAGUGACGAGCUUUGGCAUAUGACCUCGGGAUUGGCUGCAAAAUUGGCUGGGAGAUCAGCAGCGUAUGCUGAUGCUAAUACGGAAGAGCAUUGGAUUUCUCACGCUGUGCGGCUUCUGCAGCCACAGGGUGAACAGUUUGGCUGGAUUUGAUUCGUGGGAGUUACUUGUGAAAAGCUGUGAAAAAAAGCUUCGACAGCGUCUAGCAGUGAUCGGUGAUCAGGUAGUUGGGAUAACUCCCACUUUUUCUGGAAGGAGUAAUCGGAGUCUUCAAAGCUCCCACGGGAGCAAUCAAGAUAUGGUGUCAGUUUUCAGUUGCCGAUUUGGACAUUAUUUGGGAGAAAACUCCUGA
This is a messenger RNA of Penicillium brasilianum, 1556 nucleotides long. The record is from the annotation of a GenBank genome assembly. Lineage: Eukaryota; Fungi; Ascomycota; Eurotiomycetes; Eurotiales; Aspergillaceae.